Molecule: messenger RNA, 4510 nt
Organism: Telopea speciosissima
Lineage: Eukaryota; Viridiplantae; Streptophyta; Magnoliopsida; Proteales; Proteaceae
Exons: 10
Coding region: 1037-4294 (1085 amino acids)
Source: RefSeq, a predicted model, not a curated record
AAUUUGUUCAUUAUUUCUUCUAGCUGUUGCGAAGGUUGGGGAACGUCAUUUCUCGGCUUUGUUUCUGCAGCCUCUGCAAUGGGGAGGGACUUUUAGCGGUUUUUAUCUUCCGUUAUUUCGCUUAACGAUCGAAAAGUGUUUGGAAAGGAGAAAGAAAGUGAAGAUUGAAGCCCUAAUUUCCUCUUAUUCCUCGUUACCCUGUGAAUGAUUUACCAUCUUUCUCUGGAUUCAGGUAGCAGUUUAACAUCGCUCCCGAUGUGUUUUUUUUUUCAAGAUAUUUUGCCCUAACGUGAAAUUCAACGAAUUGGAGAUGAGAGACUGCAAUUAUUCAAUUUAAUGCUUCUUUGGGAGUUGUUCAUGUCAGAAUUUUAGCAUUUACGAUGAUAUUCUCCUUGGUUGGAAUUUUGAGGUUCGGUUUCUGAUUUUCCCCUGUUUAUGAUGACUGCAAACUGUUGAUCAUAUCUUCUGCUUUUAAAUUCUGAGUUUGAUCUUCGAGGAUAUUGUUCUGGCUAUAUUUGUGAGAGGUAGCUUACGUGGUAUUGAAUCUUCGUACUUGGUAUACCAUCGCUCUGACAUUAGGUAUCUUUGUUGGAGAAUGAUCAAUGAUACAACUCCGCACCAGUCUAUAGAGUUAAAGGUCAAUACGUUAUCUUAAGUAUAUCAGUGGUGGUUGGUAUCUGUGGAACUUGCAUCAAUGGACAUUGAAAACGGUAUAAGGAAACGGAGAGUUCUUCUGCUGGAAAUGUGGGAUUAGCUUUUGCGGUAUCUGAAUUGAAUGUGCUUACUGGGCGUUUUUUUAAAUUGGAGUCCUGUGGUAAAUUGCUGAUGAUCCAAAGUUGGAAUCUUUUAUUGGGUGGGAAUUUCCAAUUAUUGCUUCAUUCGUGGAGAUAGUUGGACUUGGGAUUUGGAUUUAAGACUCUGCUUAAUGGAUGUUGGCCUGUAUUACUGAAACUUUUGGGGGAUGAUUGGUGCUCCUCAUUGUUGAGAAUACACAAAUUUUUCGUCGUGUAGAUAGCAGUAUUCCAAGUAUCCAACAAUGAGCUCAGUGAAUAUUUAUCAGGGCUCACCAGCACAGCCGGUUGAAGUUGUACUGAAAUCUCAAAAGCAGUCCAAGAUUUCUUACACAAGAGAUUUUCUUUUUUCUUUGAGUGAGUUGGAUGUUUGCAAAAAGCUGCCAACUGGAUUUGAUCCAUCAAUACUAAGUGAAUUUGAGGAGACAUCUCAUAGCAUACCAGAGUGGCAGAGAAAUCCUGGAAGUUUAUCUUUGCAGAGUUUCAGACGUGGCGAGUAUGGAUCUUCGCCACCUUCCCGAGGUGAUUCCGGUAAUUAUUCUCGAGGUAGCCAUGGAAGGUGGGACAGUCAUUCGUCUGGUUCAAUUGAUAAAGAUUCUGACUCGUAUUCAGAUUGUUCAGAUUCUGGAAAACGUUAUGGUAACCAAGCUCGACGUUCUUGGCAAAAUUCAGAGCAUGAUGGUCUUCUGGGAAGUGGUGCCUUUCUAAGACCACCUGGAUAUGCAGCAGGGGCUUCAGCUCCAAAGGUUCGAGGGAAUGGUCAUUAUCAACUCACUAGGAGUAACGAACCAUAUCAGCCCCCACGCCCUUAUAAGGCAGUACCUCACUCAAGAAGGGAUGCCACUGACUUGUAUAACGAAGAAACUUUUGGUUCAACCGAAUGCUCUAGUCAGGAUAGGGCAGAAGAGGAAAGAAAAAGAAGAGCUUCUUUUGAGUUGAUGAGGAAGGAACAACAAAAAACAUUUCAAGAGAAGCAGAAACAGGUUUCAGGCAAGCAGAAAGAAAUUUUUGACACAGAUGUCACUGCAUUGUUGGAGGGUUCUGAAGAUGAAAAGAAGCUUCCUAAUAAGGAUAAUGUAUCCCAGACCUCUGUUCUACCAUUGGUUUCAGAAAAUGAUUCUGCCAGGCUUUCUUUUCCCACACAAACUCCUGCAUCCAGACCACUUGUACCCCCAGGUUUCAUGAGCUCUAUUCUGGAGAAGAAUCUUGGAUCAAAAACACCGAUUCCUCCCCCUGCAGCAGAGGUUGUAAAUGUUGGAUUUGGGGAUAGCAUUAAGCAUGCCGAGGAUAAUCUAGUGGCAAAUGGGACUUAUAAUAAUCAUGACGAGAAACAAUCAUGGUGCAUGGACUCCACUGAGCAGCAUUAUGAGGCUAAGAGUGCUCCUGCUCCCUUAUUGGAUGACAGUGAAAGGAUUGUGUCUGCUUCUUCAUCUGCCGAAGUUUCUGGUAACUCAGCUGCUGUUGAUUCAUUGUGUGAAAGUUCUAAUCUGUCAGAAGCUUGUGAAGGACAGAGUUAUGGUGAAGUUACAACAAUAGAUAAUGACAAAGUGACGGGGCAUAAGAUAUUAAAUACGACUGGUCAGGAUCAUUCAACUUCAAUCCUAGAGAAGCUGUUUGGCAGUGCUUUAACAGCCAAUACUGUUGGUUCAUCUAGCUUUAUUGAGCAUCAUGAUCAUGAUAUUAAAGCAGAUGAUUCGUGGAGCUCUAAACCCUUCCAAUCAUCAAAAUUUGCACAGUGGUUCCUUGAUGAAGAAAAGAAGCCAGUAAAUGAUCUCUCUUGUAGCAAACCUAGGGAUUUACUUUCACUGAUUGUAACUAGUGAUAGAGGCGGAUCUCAGGUGUCUGGAGUCUCUGAUGAGAAAGCCAUGGAGCACGUCCCACCAAUAUUUCCUCUCGAAGGCAAUGAACUUGCAAACAUGUUUAUCGCUUCAACUGCUACUUCUGCGUCUGUUGGAAUCUCUGAACCAGUGUACCCUCAUAACAAGUCAGGCACCACUCAGGGAGUGCUUACAUGUGAAUACCUUGAACAGUCUAUCCUACAAGAACUAAACGAAAAGAGUUCAAUUCUGCCGCACUCUGUGCAACCCUGGAGUGUAACAGAUUCAAAAGCUGAUGUUGACAAUGGUGCAUCUCAGCACCUCCUUUCUCUGUUGCAGAAAGGAACUAGCAUGAAAGAUCCAGCACUGUUGUCCAAUCUAGAUGUGUCCCCGGACAAACCUCAUGUCUUUGGGGUGGGAAGUUUUGGCCCUGUGGUUCACGGAUCAAGUGAGGAGAACACGGAAAACAUUCAGAACUCUGAAAAGACUCUUACUCUUGAAACAUUAUUUGGGACAGCCUUCAUGGAGGAACUGCAGUCAGUAGGAGCACCAGUAUCAAUACAAAGAGGCUCAACUGGUGGGGGCAGAAGAACUGAUGUUUCAGAGCCUAAUGGGUUGCCAUUUCCAGUUUCUGAUGAUGGUUUGAUUUCUUCCACAGUUGGUGAGUUUGGAUUGAGCAACAGUAGUACUGAGGGCAAUUAUUUGGCAUCAAAAGUAAAAUCUGAGAAGAUUGAGGGGCAUUGGUUGGGCUUUGGUGAUCCUCAAAUUGAUUUAGGGUCAAAGUUUGGUGCUGCUGGUGGCUUUCAAGAUAGAGCUGAUGGGACAAUGGAAAUUAAACUGCCUGAAGAGGAUAGCUUGAUCGCAGUAGCUGAUUCGGUGAACACUCAAAACGCCACAUUUAUGCCUGCUUUCAAUGCAACUAAAGACAAUUUGUUAUCUCCCUCAAACACACCAGUUGAUAUUGCUGAAAAAUUGGCAGCUCUGAAUGCUACCCUUAAAGAUGAAAGGUCUAAAGUGCCAGGUUUGGAAGGUCCUCCAUUUCGUCGUGGUCCUUAUGAUCUGGUGGAUCCUGAGAUGCUGUAUCAUAAUCUGCCUGGCCAGCCAUCGUCUCCUCAUGUUCAUCAUUCUACACUGAAUCACGGAAGACCUUUUUUGCAUUCAUUAGAAGCUCAUCAUGCUCAUAUGAAUUCUCCAAUAAAAUACGUGGGUCCAGAGAAUAUUAUCCACCAUGAUCCACCUCCACACCAUCAUUUUUCUGCAAAUAUGUUCCGCCACCCUCCUUUCCAACAUGUAUCUGCUGCGCCUCCAAGGUUUGAUCAGCCUCAUCAUUCAAUGUUACCACAGAUGCACAUGCCAAACAGUUUUCCACCUCACCUUAUUCAGGGACUGCCUCGAGGUUCACCACUGCCUCCUCAUGCCUUUAAUCAAAUGGCUGGUUACAUGCCCGAGAUGAAUCCGAUGCAAGGUUUUCCUGUAAAUCAUCGACAACCGAACUAUAAUGGCCUUGGGUUUCCAAUGCCAGCUCCUGGUGUUUGUGUUGUAGAGACCAAUCAUCCUGAAGCAUUGGAACGGCUGUUUGAGAUGGAACUAAGAGCGAACUCAAAGCAGAUGCGCCCUGUUGCUUCCCCAGGCCAUAGCAUGGGGAUGUAUGGUCAUGAACUCGAUAUGGGCUUCAGAUACAGAUAGUAGAUCAAACAUUGUUGGUGGGAUUGGUCAUAGUGGUUCAUCUCGAAUUUGGAUGGCAAACCCUUGCAGUGGAGGUGGGUUUUGAGUUUUUGUAUGUAUUAUAUUGGAUUCCAUUUGUAAUUGGCAUAUGGUUGAGAUUUUGGGUUUACUAUUCCUUUAUUUCAUAAUUCAAAAAAUGAAAAAGAGGAAAGAAAAAGAAGAAAAAAAAAAAAAAAA